AUGUGUUACAUCGGAGACCAAGUUGGUCUUCAUAGCAUAUUUGCUUACCUGCCAGUCAGGAGUCAUACCGAUAUCCUACCGCGUGGAAAUCUUGGCGACCCAGUCAAAAGGUACGAGGGUAUCGAGAAAGCUCAAAUUCCCAGUGAGCUAUACAAGCCAAGGAACAGCUAUGAAGGCAGGCUAAAAGCCUGCCACAACCACAUCGCUCACUUGGUGCGACAGAACAACCUUCUACUGCGCUCGCACGGGGAUCCCGAGCAACUGCAGGAACUAAUGCAGCUGCAGGCUGAGCAGAUCCAGUUCCUCAUCGCCGAAGGAGACUACUAUCUCCACGAGCGAAACUUCUACCGUGACCUUAUUCUUCGCUUCAUUCCGCAGACUGGUUCCUCACCCCUGCCGCAGAGGCAAUCUUCGCCAUACGACUCGGGAACGUCCGUUGUACCGUCUCUGUUGGAGAAUCCUGGUCAUCGGGAUAAAGCAGGUGGUGAGAUGGUUGGUCCUGCCUCCAGGUGA
This is a messenger RNA of Aspergillus costaricaensis CBS 115574, 513 nucleotides long. RefSeq lists its product as uncharacterized. The coding region runs from base 1 to 513 and encodes 170 amino acids. NCBI's taxonomy places the organism in Eukaryota, Fungi, Ascomycota, Eurotiomycetes, Eurotiales, Aspergillaceae. The transcript is spliced from 2 exons. The record is from RefSeq and is a predicted model, not a curated record.